This is a messenger RNA of Armigeres subalbatus, 791 nucleotides long. It is a transcript of the gene bisc, whose product is annotated as TM2 domain-containing protein CG10795. The record is from RefSeq and is a predicted model, not a curated record. Lineage: Eukaryota; Metazoa; Arthropoda; Insecta; Diptera; Culicidae. Bases 161 to 715 code for a protein of 184 amino acids. The transcript is spliced from 2 exons.
CGAAAUGUCAAAAAUAUAAACAAUAACAAAAAUGCUGCAGAAGAGCAAAACGAGCAGACCAAGUUUACAAAAAUUUUGUGUUUUGUAUAAAGGCAGUUUGUAAAAUUCUGUUAAAGUUGUUCCAUACAUUUACUAGUGCAAACGUUUAGACAAAUAGAUUAUGAUGCCCCAGCUGCGGUACGGUCCGACGGUGCUCUACCUUCUGGCAGCCAUAAUCCCCUGCAGUUUGGAAGCCGUCGAAAUCGAUUGCUCGGAGCUACGUAUGGGGCAGUACCUGUGCCCGGAUCCAAGCGUGAGGCACAUCGAUCCCAAAACCCAACAGCUGCGCGGGUGCACCAAAGAGAACAAAGCGCGCGUCUGGUGCCUGGCGGUGGAGGGCAUCACCUGCAGUGAGACGAAAAAUUCGAGCUUCACCCGGGAGAUGCCCUGCAAGUGGACCAACGGGUACCACUUCGACACCUCUCUUCUCCUGUCCGUCUUUCUUGGCAUGUUCGGAGCGGAUCGAUUCUAUUUGGGUUACCCGGCGAUCGGUUUGCUCAAGUUUUGCACCCUGGGAUUCAUGUUUCUCGGCCAGCUGGUGGACGUCAUCCUGAUAGCAACCCAAGUGGUCGGCCCAGCGGAUGGAUCGGCCUACGUGAUUCCCUACUACGGUCCCGGAAUCACAGUGGUGAGGAGUGACAAUUGGACCUACCGGUUACCGCAGGACAAUUGGUGAUUGUUAGCCAACGUUUUCAACAUCCGUAGAAUAAUAAAGCACUGACUGAUGAUGGCUUGGAAUGCAUUAGCCUUAA